UCCAGUAAGGACCCAGUUUCUGCUGUUCCGUGUUAUUGUUUCACAAGCGAGCCCGUUAAGUGUAUUCGCGCAGGAAUCGAAGGAAGACGAUGAGAUGAAAAAAGAAUGAGAGAAAAAAAAAGACGAAUUGUCAACUAAUCACAGGAAAAUAUUCAACUGUGUCAUUGAACUGGAUUACACUAUAUAAUUUUAUUGUAUUUUCCAUUGUUUCCAUAAACGUGGGCGGCAUGGUGGUGGUGCUCCUGUGAUAAAAUCUAAAACGCGUGAAGUUCUUGAAGCUAAAUCUGAGAGUGAGGAUAGGUUUGCCUUUGGACCCGAUGUUUGAGAUGUUCAAUUUAGCUUAGUGAUCGGUGACUGGGCUAGCAUUUUAAUUACUCAUAGUUACCGGUGAAAUUUAUAUAAAAAACGAUAGUACGUGGAAGUAAGAGUGAAACAGACCUUGUUUGGUUUGCUUCGUACGGUAUUUAUAUCUGAUACGUAAUGGGCUCGUGCUGAAAAGUAGGCGGUGCUAUGCAGUCGUCUAACACAUUCCGAUUUAGUAGCAAGUGACUGACUCUAGUGCUGGCCAAUAUACAGACUAGAUGCAUUGAAGAUCAUAACUUCGCCCUAUCUGGAUAACUGGUUCGCGCUCUUUUUGGGUUUUUAACAUAGAUGCCGACGCAUCCAAGGGAAUAUGUUUAUGAACAUUGUGUGGUGUCUGCUUUUCGUCUCUGGAAUAUCAUCUUCAGUCAUUCCGUCUCAAAGAGGUAUAUCCACUCGGUUAGUGGUGCGUGAGGGGCAACAGACGGAGCUGCCAUGCGAUAUUCGGCCUCAUAUACCAAACGAGGCUGGUAGUGGAAACAGUAGUGGCAGCCCUGAUGGCCUCGCGUCAGCUGCUAUUGCUGCUGCAAGGGCAAGUACAAGCAUACAGACGUUGCCUCAAGGAUACCCAGGAGCUCUGUUAGGGUUAUCGGGGCCAGUCGGUGGUGCCAACCAGUCUUCCUUGGCUCUCGUUCGGUGGUUCCAUACGCCCGACAAAAAGACACAUCAUCAUCAUCACGUGAGAAUACACCACCAGCCAGUGUACACUGUCGAUUUCGGUACGGAAGGCUCUGCCGCAGAUGCACAGCGCUCAAACAACAUUUUACAGGUGAGUCGGUCCGCAUCAAAGACAUGGAGCGGUCGGGCCUACUUCUCCCUUUUAGGUCAUCCCGCGUUGCUCAAGGUAAAUGAGGUUCGUUUCGAAGACUCUGGCUUGUACACCUGCUCUGCUGUCUUCAGAGAUGGGUCAAUCAUCAAUUCAACUGUGCGCCUACACGUUGUCGCUCCUCCAGAACCGCCACAGAUUCGUGAUGGUUAUGACACCAUUCUCAUAGGAACAGUAGGUCCCUUCAAUGAAGGCUCUCCACUGUCGCUUGUGUGUCUCGUCUACGGAGGCCGACCAAAGCCUACCCUCGAAUGGAGUGGGAUGCGCCCAUCAGCUCUAUUUGAGAUUCGCCAUUCGCAGGAAGCACAGCUGACCACAGCGACAUUGGUGAUCCACCGACUGGAGAGAGAAGAUCUGGGCUCAACACUGACAUGUUCAGCAUUUAAUAACAUUUCAUCGGCUCAGCAUACAUCGGUUACCCUUGAUCUUAACCUCAAACCAGUAGGAGUUAAGAUCCGUCGUUUACAAGCACCAAUCUCUGCUGGCCUUCGAGUCGAAGUCGUCUGUGAGGUGUUCGGUUCUCGACCUCAAGCGACGGUUUCGUGGUGGAAGGGCCUUAAGCAACUGAACCAGACAUUUGAAUAUACUUCAAGUGAUGGUAAUGUAACAACAUCUGUAGUGACUUUUACUCCUUCUGCAUCCGAUCACGGAUCCAACAUAGCUUGUAGGGCAACGAACCCAAGCAUGGAUUCAGAAUCUGCCGAAGAGGAUACUUGGAAAAUCGCCGUUCAAUAUGCACCAAGAAUUAGUUUGGCGUUGGGAAGCAAACUGAACGCGGAAAAUAUUGUUGAAAAUAGUGACGUAUAUCUCGAUUGUGGAGUAGACGCGUUUCCAGCAGCUGAUGAUGUCCACUGGACGUUUGAAGGAAAAGAUUUGAUUGCGGGCCACAAUGUAAUCAUAUCAAAGCAUUUCCUCGUCAUUCAGCAGGUUCAAACACAGCAUUCCGGUUUCUAUUCCUGUCAUGCAGAAAAUUCAGAGGGUCGCUCGCAGGCAGAUUCCCUGUUUCUUCGUGUUCUACAUGCUCCAGUAUGCUCCGAAGAUCAGCAUGUACUAUAUGCAGCUACACGACAUCAAGCAAUUGAAGUGCAUUGUCAAGUCGAGGCAGAUCCGUCUAACGUCACUUUCGAGUGGUUCUUCCAUCUCAAUGGAAAUUCCCAACAAGGCAAGAAAAUUGAAGCAGUCCGAAGUCAAGGUACCCUUUCGAUCGCCACGUACACGGCGCACGGCCAUGGAGAUUUUGGAACACUUACUUGCCAAGCGAAGAACCGAAUAGGUGAAAUGAAAGAGCCCUGUGUGUUUCACGUCGUACCGGCCGGUCCACCUCCACCCCUCCAGAAUUGCUCUAUUUCAAAUCAGACACAAGAAGCCGCUCUGCAUCUGACUUGCAUUUCGGGACCAGAAAGUCAUCUUCCACAGCGUUUUUUUGCGGAAGUACUUAGCGUACCGGCCGCAACGGUCGUAGCCAAUUUCUCCAAUGCUCGUCCCGAGUUCUGGCUUGACGGUUUGGCUCCAUCGACCGAGUAUCAAAUCCGCGUUUGGGCAGCCAAUGACCACGGCAGAAGUAACGUCGCUACGCUUCUAUCACCCGUCAUGCCGCAUGUUGGGAAGCUCACAGAAUCUAGUCACCCGUUCGAGUCGCUCUCGUCAAGCGCGCUGACGUUGAGUGUUCUUAUCGCCGCUGGAAUGCUUCUCUGUCUUCUUCUUCCAGCUAUUUUGCUAACCGUGCUGAGACUUCACAAUACUGCUGCUACCCUGGACGACGAUAAAAAAACUGAAACCCAGACGCAGUCUAACGACUUUGAUCCUUUAGGGCUAGAGGAUUUUAAAACAGGCGCAGUCUCAUCACGAGAAUUGACAGAAAUUGCCGAAGAGGACGAAAGUAAUGGAGGCGGCGCCAUGUCUCCGAUGGCGAAAAUGGGCUCUCUCGAUUCAUCGCUCGGCCCUUCAUCCGGAUUGGGGCCCCUUGGAAACCCAUUGUCUCCUAAUAGCACUCUGGGUCCGGUCUCGGGAGUGCUGCAUUCAACUCGGUCUGUUAAUGGAUCUAUACUUAUGCCGCCGCAACAUCAUAUGCAGGCAUUCCAAGAUAGUGGUGGCCAACUACAUGUUGUUUAUCCAAAACAAGAUGCUGCGAUGCUCAACUGGAUACAAACAACCGGUCUAUAAUGUAUAUUAACAAUUCAAUAUAAAGAUUGUUAUAAUUACAUGAAUGCUUCCCAGAAUCGCGAUAGCGGUACUGUCCUACCACUUGGCAAGGCGGC
Messenger RNA from Varroa destructor (honeybee mite), 3444 nucleotides. Its product is annotated as neural cell adhesion molecule 2-like. The record is from RefSeq and is a predicted model, not a curated record. Lineage: Eukaryota; Metazoa; Arthropoda; Arachnida; Mesostigmata; Varroidae. Gene Ontology annotation, molecular function: protein binding.